UCCAGUCGCCUGGCUGCUGCUGGUUCGGUGCAGUGAUGUCGCUGUGGCUUCUCUUCCUGGCAGCUUCAUUCUCCUUCUCUGUCAUAGUUUAUUACGUUGUGUUCAGAGCAGCUCGGUGCUCCAGUUCAGUGAGGCUGGAAGGGAAGACGGCCAUUGUUACAGGAAGCAACACUGGAAUUGGCAAGGCCACAGCUCUGGGUCUGGCAAAGAGAGGAGCCAGGGUGAUCCUAGCCUGCCGCAACAAGGACAAAGCUGAGGCUGCUGCUUUUGAUAUCCGUAGAGAGACUGGCAACAACCAGGUGGUGUUCAUGCAGUUGGAUCUUGCUAGUUUCAAGUCUGUUCGCCGCUUUGCUGAAACCUUCCUGAAGACUGAACCCAGACUGGACAUACUCAUAAACAAUGCAGGUGUUCUGGGUCCAGGACGUACUGAGGAUGGUUUCGGGAUGGCGUUUGGUGUAAACCACCUGGGUCACUUCCUGCUCACCAACCUGCUGCUGGAGCGGCUGCAGCAGUGUGGUUCCAGUCGUGUGGUCACUGUGUCUGGACUUUUGCACCGCUUUGGCAGCAUUGACUUCCCUUUACUGGCUUCCAAGAAGGACCUGGUGUCAGAUCAGUCUACCUGGCACAACUUUCAGGCCUACUGCAACAGCAAGCUGUGUAAUGUGCUCUUUACCAGGGAGCUGGCCAACAGGCUGGAGGGCUCCAGUGUCACCUGCUACAGCCUCCACCCAGGAGUUAUCUCCACAGAACUGUGUCGUAGCAUGAGCCUGUGGCUGCAGCUCCUCCUGAUGCCCGUUGCCAAGCUCUUCUUCCUGGAUCCUGAGGCGGGCUCCCACACUACACUGUACUGUGCCCUUCAGGAGGGCAUCGAGCCUCUCAGUGGACGCUACUUCUCAAACUGUGCACUGCAACAAGUGGGAGCUAAAGGACGAGAUGAUGCCCUGGCCAGGAAGCUUUGGGAAGUGAGUGAGAGGUUGACCAGUUUAUCAUAACAGACUGAGAUUCAAUUCAGUAUGACCGCUCUGUGCCAUAUCAGAGACCUCAGCAGGUCCCUCAUUGUUGGUCUCUGUUUCUUUAAGGGCUGGUUUCUUAUGCUUAUCUUAUGAGGUUGUGAACAUAAAGCAGGGUAAUGUUUCACUAUUUGUGUUAUCUGCAUAUCUAUUGCUUGUGCCCAUUGUCUAUUGAGUGGCAGUUCUCCACAAAGAUUACAUGAUCGCACUUAAGACACUGUCACAACCUGGCUUGGGCAAAGUUCAACAAAAGUAAUUUAUUAACAGAAGAAAAUUCAUUAAAUGUUCAACUAAAUAUUAACAAUGCAUGGAUCGUGGUUAUCAGUGAAAUCGGUGGUCUACAGCAGUGGUUCUCAACCUUUUUUCAGUGAUGUACACCCUGUGAAAUAUUUUUUCAUCCAA
Messenger RNA from Centropristis striata (black sea bass), 1412 nucleotides. Its product is annotated as dehydrogenase/reductase SDR family member 13-like. The record is from RefSeq and is a predicted model, not a curated record. The transcript has 5 exons. The coding region runs from base 36 to 992 and encodes 318 amino acids. NCBI's taxonomy places the organism in Eukaryota, Metazoa, Chordata, Actinopteri, Perciformes, Serranidae.